This is a messenger RNA of Brassica napus (rape), 727 nucleotides long. RefSeq names its product NADH dehydrogenase [ubiquinone] 1 alpha subcomplex subunit 1. The record is from RefSeq and is a predicted model, not a curated record. Bases 124 to 321 code for a protein of 65 amino acids. The transcript has 3 exons. Lineage: Eukaryota; Viridiplantae; Streptophyta; Magnoliopsida; Brassicales; Brassicaceae.
CAAAAAGCCCAAAGGACCAUAAAGCCCAAAGCUCAUUAAUUGUAACAGUGAUCUGAAACUUAGAUGAUUGAUUAGCUAGCUGGUGAAGUUUGGAUCUUUGGUAGAGAGAAGAAGAAGAAGAAGAUGUCGUUGGUGUGGCUAGAAGCAGCUCUACCUCUGGGGAUCAUCGGAGGGAUGCUGUGCAUCAUGGGAAACUCUCAGUACUACAUCCACAAAGCUUAUCAUGGCCGUCCGAAGCACAUAGGCCACGAUGAAUGGGAUGUCGCUAUGGAGAGACGCGACAAGAAAGUCGUCGAGAAAGCCGCAGCUCCUUCCUCAUGAUCUGAUCCCUCAGAUCCAGAACUAAGAUCUGGCAAUGAUGAGACAAAGAACCUGACAUUAAGAAUCUCCUGAUACAUCUACAGAUGUCAGAGUAAAUUAACAUUGUUGACAUGAAACUAUGCAUCAUAGCACAAGAAGACACAAAGCCAGGCUAUUCCACGUUUGACUCGAAACUUUUUGCCUACUAUGUUUCUCAGAGGUAGCUGCUGCAUGAGAACCAUAACGAGUCUUAUGAAGAACAACCAGGCGAGACAAUUCUGAAUGAAAAUAUGAAUGUUGUAACAUAAAUUAGCUUCUGUAGUAUAUAUAGGGCCUGCUUGCAAGUCAUAUUCUCAAGAAAAUACUUGAACCUCAAGGACACUACUACUAACAUUUGAAGAAUGGUAAACUCAAAGUUGAGAAUGUG